AUGUCUGCUCCAGUUAUCCCAAAGACUCAAAAAGCUGUUAUCUUCUACGAAAGCGGUGGUGCUUUAGAAUACAAAGAUGUUCCAGUCCCAACCCCAAAGCCAAAUGAAAUUUUGAUUAACAUCAAAUACUCUGGUGUCUGUCACACCGAUUUACACGCCUGGAAGGGUGACUGGCCAUUGGACACCAAAUUGCCUUUAAUUGGUGGUCACGAAGGUGCUGGUGUUGUUGUUGGUAUGGGUGCCAACGUCAGAGGUUGGAAGAUUGGUGAUUAUGCUGGUGUUAAAUGGUUAAACGGUUCUUGUAUGUCCUGUGAAGAAUGUGAAUUGUCCAACGAAUCCAACUGUCCAGAAGCUGAUUUGUCUGGUUACACCCACGAUGGUUCUUUCCAAGAAUACUGUACCGCUGAUGCUGUUCAAGCUGCCAGAAUCCCACAAGGUGCUGAUUUGGCUGAAGUUGCUCCAAUCUUAUGUGCUGGUGUUACUGUUUACAAGGCUUUGAAGUCCGCUGACUUAGCCGCCGGUGAAUGGGUUGCCAUCUCUGGUGCCUGUGGUGGUUUAGGUUCUUUGGCUGUUCAAUUCGCCAAGGCUAUGGGUUUAAGAGUUUUAGGUAUUGAUGGUGGUGAAGAAAAGAAGAAGAUGUUCCACGAAAUGGGUGGUGAAGUUUUCUUGGAUUUCAGAUUAGAAAAAGACAUGGAAGCUGCUGUCAUCAAGGCUACCAACGGUGGUGCUCACGGUGUCAUCAACGUUUCUGUCUCUGAAGCUGCUAUUGAAGCUUCUACCAGAUACGUCAGAUCUAACGGUACUGUCGUCUUAGUCGGUUUACCAGCUAAUGCUUACUGUAAAUCCGAAGUUUUCUCUCAAGUCGUUAAGUCCUACAAGAUUGUUGGUUCUUACGUCGGUAACAGAGCUGAUACCAGAGAAGCUUUAGACUUCUUCGUCAGAGGUUUAGUUAAAUCUCCAAUCCACAUUGUCGGUUUAUCUACUUUACCAGAAAUUUACGAAAAGAUGGAAAAGGGUCAAAUUGUUGGUAGAUACGUUGUCGACACCACUAAAUAA
Henningerozyma blattae CBS 6284 is the source of this 1056-nucleotide messenger RNA. RefSeq names its product zinc-dependent alcohol dehydrogenase. NCBI's taxonomy places the organism in Eukaryota, Fungi, Ascomycota, Saccharomycetes, Saccharomycetales, Saccharomycetaceae. The record is from RefSeq and is a predicted model, not a curated record. Bases 1 to 1056 code for a protein of 351 amino acids. The transcript has a single exon. Gene Ontology annotation, molecular function: zinc ion binding; oxidoreductase activity.